AGAAUUUAAAAGUUGGCGACACUGAAUAGUUAUGCUUGAAGAGUGACAAAACCUUUUUGGCUGUUAAUAUUCAUAAUAGUGAGGAUAUGAAUUAGUUUAAUUCAUAAAACGUGAAUUACAGACCUUUUAGGUUAUUUUCUGCACAUAUAUUGGUGAUGGGCAGAGUAACACCGGUUAUACAGAAUCAAUGUGAUGUGGAUCCAUAUUGACACGAAUAAAUAUGGCUGCUGAAGUUCGUAAAUAUGUACAAUGCAUGCGUACACAAGCCAAGAUCUUCAAACACGAUGAAGGUAUGAGGGCGUAUAGAGAAUAUAUGCGUGGAAAAACCAGCAUGUAUUGAUAUUUGUUUAAAUCGGACCGCAGAUACAGUUUAUAAAGAUUACUCUAUAUCAAUGCAAAAGAGUACUCAUAUUCUGUCGAUUACUUCCGAUGUGGGAAAUGCAGCAUUGAAUUCUGUAAGAUGGAAGAAUUUGUAUUACACAAACUUUUUGUUGAACACUGUGGCCUGAUGCUGUGUGCCUCUGGAAGGAUUCAGGGGCUGCAAAUACCUAAGUUUGUGCAACAAGCUACUGAUGUUAAGUCUACAAAACUCAGAACAGAAAGUAAAGGAUCUGAACAAGACACAUGUGCUGAAUCAACAGUUGCAAAUACAACAGACAUCAAUUAUGACGUAGACCUCCAAGUAGAUGAUCUGUUAACAUUUAAACAAAAUAACAGAAAUACAGAAACAAACAGACACACACCAAAGCAGAAACAAAGACAUUCUCAGGGCCAGCAAGCAAGCAACGUAUUCGGUGCCGAAAAUGACACGGACCACAAUACAGAAACAGAGGUGAGAAGCGAGACAGAUGAGCCAUGGAAUAAUGAAAAAAGUGCAUCCGAUAGAGCGACUGGAUCCAAGAGUGUCGUGUGUGAUCAGUGUGGGAACAGAUACAAAGAUAAGGUUAUUCUGAGGACUCACAUUUCAACGGUCCAUAGUGAGACUCGUCCUUAUCACUGUCAGCAGUGUCCUGAUACUUUCAAAACAAAGGGAUCCUUAGUUCGACACAUAAGAAGGCACACAGACGAGAGACCGUUCCACUGUCAGUACUGUGGCCGUUCAUUUCGUGAAUCUGGUGCUCUAACGCGUCACGUAAAAUCCAGAGUGUCCUGCCUUACUAAAACUGACGCAGAUCUGCCUCGGUAUGGCAAGGAUGAGACAUUGCAGAUUAUUAUUUCCAGAGUAUCGGAGGAACAUUGUAAUACCAAGACUGAUGAAGAGGAUCACUGCAAUACAGAAGACAAUGACGCAGAUGAAAACAUAGUCAUUAAUCGUGAUAAUUGUGACUAUAAAUAAUAAAAAAAAAAUGGACAAAUACAGCAUUCCAUAAUAUAUUAUAUAAAUACAAAAUUAUGUAUUGAAUAGAAAAUAAAAGUCCCAGACAAUUUUA
Zootermopsis nevadensis is the source of this 1430-nucleotide messenger RNA. RefSeq lists its product as uncharacterized. Gene Ontology annotation, cellular component: nucleus. Gene Ontology annotation, biological process: regulation of transcription by RNA polymerase II. The record is from RefSeq and is a predicted model, not a curated record. Gene Ontology annotation, molecular function: DNA-binding transcription factor activity, RNA polymerase II-specific; RNA polymerase II transcription regulatory region sequence-specific DNA binding. Lineage: Eukaryota; Metazoa; Arthropoda; Insecta; Blattodea; Termopsidae.